UUGCUCUGCUCGCGAUUCCCUGGACAAGAUGUACGAGCGCCACAGGAGGCGAUACAGCCUGUGUGACAUUUCCAAGGUGGACAGGACUGUAGAUGUUGUGUUGUUAAAGAUUAACCGGGAGAGCUGGUGUUCGUUAGAGCCAUGCCCGGAUUCCUCCCUGCUGGAGCCCAGGAGGGCCCGCGAGUCUCCAGAAUGUGAAAGCUUCCUGGAGGAUGGGCUGAGCAGCGUCUGUGCCUCAGCACAAGGAGUCCUUAAAAGAGAGUCCGGGAGCGAGUCUGAGCUCUUUCCCUUGCCUGGUGAUGGGAUGGAAGACAUCGUCUUUGGAAAGCAUCCCGAAGAGGAGCAGUCGGUGUGCGAUGUCACCAGCUCCAGCUCCUCUGCCGACGACACCAUGUCCUUGGAAAGGAACUCCUCCCUGGGCAGCGACACCUCCCUGCCCUUCCCACCGCCGCUGAACUUCAUCAGGCCCAAGGACAGGUACAGUCUGGACGGAAGCUGCCUUAACAUGGUGGCCACGGAGGGAAGAGAGGGGGAAGGCGCUGGCUCGGGCGAGACGGAAGAAGAGCUGGACAGCAUAACAGACGUGCCCACGCAUCCCUCCGUCCUGAGAACCUCCAUGCGGCCGCUGUCCCCUUUCCGGCGCCACAGCUGGGGGCCAGGCAAGAACGCCACCAACGAAGCAGAAAUAAACCAGAGGAGUUACAGCCUAGAAGGCCUUACUGGGGACCCUGGUGAGAAMAAGAAGCCCUCAGCAAGCUUGGAGACGUCUUCUCUGAGCUCCAAAGAUCUCCGACGAAGUCCGCUGGCCAGCGAUGAAUGCGGCUCCCUGGUGUCUCUCACUGAAGAACUGGAGCAGGGAGAAGUCAGAGACUAUGAUCACCAGAUGAAUCAAAGAUCACAGCCACAAGGAUUUAAUUUCUGUGCUUCUGCUGUUUCUUCUCCACUGACCAAAUCUUUGUCUCUAAUGGCAAUUAGUAAACCAGUGCUGGACACUACGCGGCAGUUCAGCGGCCCCAGCAACUCUUCAUUUCAAAGCAUAUCUGAAGAGAACACCAGUGUCCCCUCUAGCAAAAGUGGAACAAAAGUCAGUCGCACCUUCAGCUACCUCAGGAAUAAAAUGUCCAGCAGCAAGAAGAGCAAAGAAAAGGAGAAAGAGAAGGAGAAGACUAAAGAGAAAGACAAGGAGUCCAAGGAGAAGGAAAAAGACAAGAAGCUGCUGAACGGACAUCUCUUCACUGCAACCUCUGUUGUAGCCCAAGCAACCUGUUACCACUGUAUGAAACCUUUCAAUAAGGAUUCGUACUACUGUGCAAACUGCAAUGCAAUUGUUCACAAAGGCUGUAAGGAGAGUUUUGCCUCCUGUGCAAAGGUCAAAAUGAAGCCACAAAAAGGGAUGCUGCAGGCACAUGAUACCUCUUCAUUACCCACAGUAACCAUGAGAAACAAAAGCUCCCAGCCCAAGGAGCGCCCGCGCUCUGCCAUACUCGCUCCUGAUGAAAGCACCGUGACCUCCAUAUUCAAUAACAGGAGGUCACAGCAGCCUGCAGCACUUUCCAAGAGUGUCUCCAUACAGAACAUUGCAGGAGUAGGCAAUGAUGACAACCUAAUACAUACUUGGAAAUUCCUCUCACAGUCCACAGACUCUUUACAUAAAAUCAGCCGGGUGAAUGAAUCGAUGGAGUCGCUGAUCGAUGAGGGUGCAGACAUGAACGAAGGACAGCUGAUGGGAGACUUGGAACUAGAUUCGAAGCAGCUGGAGGCAGAGUCUUGGAGCCAGGUAGUGGACAGCAAGUUCCUACGACAGCAGAAGAAAGAUGUUGUCAAACGGCAGGACGUCAUUUAUGAGCUAAUGCAGACAGAGAUGCAUCAUGUCCGCACCCUGAAGAUCAUGAAUGAUGUGUACAGUGCAGGGAUGAUAAAGGAGCUGCAGUAUGAUCAACACGUAGUGGACAAGAUCUUCCCCUGCUUGGAAAACUUGCUGCACAUCCACAGUCAGUUCUUCCAGCGGAUYCUGGAAAGGAAGAGGGAGUCAUUGGCAGACAAAAGUGAGAAGAACUUUGUCAUCAGGAGGAUAGGUGACAUCCUGGUGAAUCAGUUCUCCGCUGAGAAUGCCGAGCGAAUGAAGAAAACAUACGGCAAGUUCUGCGGGCAUCACAAUGAGGCUGUGAAUUACUUCAAGGAUCUGUACUCAAAGGAUAAGCGGUUUCAGGCAUUUGUCAAGAAAAGAAUGAGCAGUUCGGUGGUGAGACGCCUUGGGAUUCCUGAAUGCAUCUUGUUGGUGACACAGAGAAUCACCAAGUAUCCGGUCUUGUUACAAAGGAUACUGCAAUACACCAAAGAAAAUGAAGUGGAACAUCAAGACUUGACUCAGUCAUUAAACCUGGUUAAGGAUGUGAUUGCUGCGGUCGAUAGCAAAGUCAGCAAUUACGAGAAGAAAAUGCGCCUUGAUGAGAUUUACACCCGGACAGAUAGCAAGUCCAUCAUGAGGAUGAAGAGUGGCCAGAUGUUUGCAAAAGAGGAUUUGCGGCAUCGAAAGCUCAUCCGAGAUGGGCCUGUUUCACUGAAAAAUGCAGCUGGACGAUUGAAAGAAGUCCAGGCUGUUCUCCUCUCUGAUAUGCUCGUGUUCCUUCAGGAGAAGGACCAGAAGUAUGUCUUUGCCUCACUGGACCAGAAAUCCACUGUGAUCUCCCUGAAGAAGCUGAUUGUACGAGAAGUGGCUCAUGAAGAGAAGGGUUUGUUCCUGAUCAGCGUGGGUACCAAAGAUCCCGAGAUGGUGGAAGUCCAUGCCAGCUCCAAAGAAGAGCGUAGCAGCUGGAUACAGAUCAUUCAAGAUACAAUUGACACCAUGGAUAAGGAUGAAGAUGAAGGAGUCCCUAGUGAAUCUGAGUUGGAAAAGAGAGUGUCAGACACAAAAGUGAGAGAAUUGAAAGAACAACUUCACCAGAAGGACAAGCAGAUCCUCAUCUUGCUGGAGGAAAAGGAGAAGAUCUUCAGGGACAUGGCAGACUGCUCUGUGCAGGAGGACCUGCCAGGCUCCAGAGUGCUCUUCAGAGCAAACACGGAGGAGGCACCGAAAGGAGAGGCCAUUAUGAAAAGUGCAAUAAAUGAAGUUGAACUGCUGCAAGGCCUGGUGAGCAGGAGCCUUGGCUGUGUCCUUGGGCAGCAGGUCAUGGAACAAGAAGGAGGCGUUGGCCCCAUCUCUCUCCCUAGACGGGCAGAAACUUUUGGAGGAUUUGACAGUCAUCAGAUGAACGCCUCCAAGGGUGGAGAUAAGGAGGAAGGUGAUGAUGCUCAGGACCUUCGGAGAACAGAAUCGGACAGCAUUUUAAAGAAGGGUGGAAAUGCUAAUCUUAUGUUCAUGUUGAAAAGGAAUAAUGAGCAGGUUCUCCAAAGCAUCACCAACCUCCAUAAGCUGCUCAGUGCUUUGCAGGCUGUGGUGCUGCAGCAGGACACCUUCAUYGAGGACCAGAAGCUGGCGCUGAGCGAGCGAGCGCUGACCCGAAGCCUCUCCCGGCCCAACUCCUUGAUCGAGCAGGAGAAGCAGCGCAACCUGGAGAAGCAGCGCCAGGAGCUGGCCAACCUGCAGAAGCAGCAGGCGCAGCACCAGGAGGAGAAGCGGAGGAGGGAGAAGGAGUGGGAAGCUCGGGAGAAGGAGCUGACAGAGCAGGAGGCCCACCUGGCCCAGCGAGAGAAGCAGGUCCAGAGAGGGAGUCAGGAUCUCGAACGGGAGCGGGAGGAGCUGCAGGUGAAGAAAGCUUCCUACCAGCUCGACUUGGAGCGGCUCCGUACGGCACAGAAACAGCUGGAGAGGGAAAAGGAGCAGCUCAAGAGAGACAUGGAGCGAUUACCUCAAACGCAGUUGGAGCCUGACCACAACCAGGUUUCCACUCUACAUGACAAGCUUGCAAGAAUCCCCUCCCUGCCCAGCACCGAGGAUUCCUCCAAGCAGAAGAGCCCUCCCCUUCCCAAACAGGGGCACUUUGAUGCAGAACUGUCUGUGUCUCCUAAAAGGAAUAGUCUUUCAAGGACACACAAAGAGAAAAGCACUUUCCAUUUGCUUAGCACAACAAACCAGACUAACAAGGCGGCUGAAGGACAGCCCCAGAUGCCCACCCGCCUCUUCAGUUUAGCCAAACCAAAGGAGAAAAAAGAAAAGAAGAAAAAGGGCAAAGGACAUCGCUCCCAACCAUCUGACUCCCAGUCGUCAGAAGCACCACCGGAGGGCGAGGAGAUCUUCUGCUGAGCGCCCCACGGGUCUCCAGGACUGCAUCUCACCUGCACCACGCUGCGGCCGGACCGCACGGCGCCUCCUCUGCACGUCGAUCCUGCUCAGCUUUGGUACAGAGGACAUCUCCCCGCGCCCUUCUGGUGCCUACAGCCGACAAGCCACCGGGGGGGGGUUAAAUAAAACGUGUUGUAAAGGUCUGUACGUGGUGGGAAAAGGCCUCUCUCCUUUGGUUUCUGCAUGAAUUCUGUCUGUGGAGGCUGACGGCGCCGCAGAGAGCAGCGCCUUUCUGUGCAAACCUUGACUGAACACAGCUGGGAUCAGAGAACGUAGCCUUAAGGGGUCUGUGCCUUCAAAUUCCCCUUUUCUGGGGGAACGUAACCAAAAACAAGCCUUUAGCAAAAGAUUAGGACUCUACAAAUGGUGCGUACACACUGGCAUAUAUAGAUAUACUGUAUAUAUACAUAUAUGUAUCUAUGUAUCCCCUGGGAUCUGCCUACAGUCUGUACAGCCAAGCUUAGCUCGGCCAGUGGGGAUAGAUGAUACCUGAUGACUUUCAGGGAGCGCAUAGAUAUUAAAUAUCUUGCCCUUGCUACUCAGAUUGUAACUCCACUGACUCGCACACCCCUUUUGU
This is a messenger RNA of Nothoprocta perdicaria, 4859 nucleotides long. It is a transcript of the gene AKAP13, whose product is annotated as A-kinase anchoring protein 13. Lineage: Eukaryota; Metazoa; Chordata; Aves; Tinamiformes; Tinamidae. Bases 29 to 4243 code for a protein of 1404 amino acids. The transcript has 29 exons. Gene Ontology annotation, molecular function: guanyl-nucleotide exchange factor activity; MAP kinase scaffold activity. Gene Ontology annotation, cellular component: membrane; actin cytoskeleton. The record is from RefSeq and is a predicted model, not a curated record. Gene Ontology annotation, biological process: adrenergic receptor signaling pathway; regulation of Rho protein signal transduction; positive regulation of canonical NF-kappaB signal transduction.